Molecule: messenger RNA, 2276 nt
Organism: Stegostoma tigrinum
Lineage: Eukaryota; Metazoa; Chordata; Chondrichthyes; Orectolobiformes; Stegostomatidae
Product: maternal DNA replication licensing factor mcm6-like
Biological process (GO): mitotic DNA replication; double-strand break repair via break-induced replication
Cellular component (GO): MCM complex; nucleus
Molecular function (GO): single-stranded 3'-5' DNA helicase activity; single-stranded DNA binding; ATP binding
Source: RefSeq, a predicted model, not a curated record
AUGGAUUUGGGUCAGGUUCUGGCAGAUAAUGCCGCGAAGCAGCAAGUUAAGGAUGAGCUGGCUGAAAAGUGCCAGAAACUUUUCUCAGAAUUUUUAGAAGUAUACCAAAGUGCUGAUGGGGACGUUAAGUAUUUUAAAGAUAUUAAAGAGCUUAUGCGGCCAGAACGGAAUACUUUAUGUGUGAACUUCACCGACCUAGAAUAUUAUAAUCAGCAGCUAGCAACAACCAUUCAGGAAGAGUUUUACAGAAUUUAUCCAUAUAUUUGCCGAGCUGUGCGCAACUUUGCCCAAGAUCAAGGAAACAUCCCUGCUUCAAAAGAGUUCUAUGUGGCUUUUCAAGACUUCCCCACCAGACAGAAUGCAUCAAUAAGUGAACUACUUCCUAGUUUUCAGCUGCACUGCACGAGAGUGGAGACAAGUACUCGCGUUUCAGGGGUGCAGGGGUCUGAACUUGAUGGCAUACAGGGCCUGAAAGCUUUGGGAGUUCGUGAUCUUUCCUACAGACUGGCUUUCUUGGCUUGUUACGUAGCGCCUACUGAUCCCCGGUUUGGUGGCUCAGUGUACAGGGAGGAACAGACCGCAGAAAGCAUCAAAAAGCAGAUGACUCUGCAGGAGUGGGAAAAAGUGUUUGAAAUGAGUCAGGAUAAAAAUCUGUAUCACAAUAUUUGCACCAGCCUUUAUCCUACAAUUCAUGGUAGUGAUGAAAUUAAGAGGGGAAUCUUACUGAUGCUGUUUGGAGGAGUUGCAAAGACUACAAAAGAUGGUAUUUCUCUUGGUGGUGAUACUAAUAUCUGUAUUAUUGGUGACCCCAGCACGUCCAAGAGCCAGUUUCUUAAACACGUGGAAGAGUUCAGCCCUCGUGCUGUCUAUACUAGUGGGAAAGCCAGCAGCGCUGCUGGUUUAACUGCGGCUGUAGUAAAGGAUAAAGAGUCAUAUGGAUUUGUAAUCAAGGCUGGUGCUUUGAUGUUGGCUGAUAAUGGAGUGUGUUGCAUUGAUGAAUUUGAUAAAAUGGAUAUGAAAGAUCAAGUGGCAAUUCAUGAAGCUAUGGAGCAGCAAACUAUUUCAAUUAUGAAAGCUGGUGUGAAGGCUACAUUGAAUGCUCGAGCUUCUAUUCUUGCAGCAGCAAGUCCUGUAGGUGGGAGAUAUGAGCGAUCCAAGACUCUCAAACAGAAUGUGAACUUUAGUGCUCCAGUCAUGUCCAGAUUUGAUCUAUUCUUCAUCUUGUUGGAUGAAUGCAAUGAGGUGACAGAUUAUGCAAUUGCCACGAGAAAUGAAGAAUGUGUUCAUAGGGUUUAUUCUCCAGAAGAUAUUCGCCGAUAUUUGCUGUUUGCACGGCAGUUUCAAUCAAAGAUGUCAAGAGAAGCUGAAGAAUUCAUUGUUCAGCAAUACAAACUCCUGAGACAGCGUGAUGGUUGUGGAGUUGCAAAAUCAGCUUGGCGCAUUACCGUUCGGCAACUGGAGAGCUUGAUUAGAUUAUCUGAGGCCAUGGCUCGUAUACAUUGCAUGGAUGAGGUACAGCCAAAGCAUGUUAAGGAAGCAUUUAGACUGUUGAGCAAGUCGAUCAUUCAGUUGGAAACUCCAGACGUCCACUUUGAUCAAGAAGAAAUUGAACCGACUGCCAGUAGUGUGUUUGACACUAGCCUGGAGAACAACGCUGGAAAUGCUGGUGAGAAUGUGGAGAUGGAACAGCAGGUUCCUGACGUGCACAAGCCUGCCCUAAAUAUGUCAUUUACUGAAUACAAGAACAUUUCUAAUUUGUUGGUCCUACAUAUGCAAAAGUUAGAAGGAGUCGAAGGUGAUGUGAGUAUGCAGAAAAGUGAUCUUAUAAAUUGGUACCUCAAGGAGAUGGAAAGUGAGAUUGAAACAGAGACUGAAUUGAUUUUGAAGAAGAUACUGAUUGAAAAGGUUAUUCAACGAUUGGUUCACAAUGAUCAUAUUCUGAUAGAGUUGACCAAGUCUGGACUGAAGAAGCUAAAGGCUGGAGAAGAGGAUGAUACCGUUGAAGAAGAUGAUCCCUUCUUAGUAGUUAAUCCAAACUAUGUUCUAGAAGAUUAGUGCAUAUUACAGUUUGAAGAUACUAGAUGAUUAGCUCUUGAAGCUUGCACGUCAAUUAAAAUGUAUAUGUGGUGAAACUAAUUAUAGUAAUUAGUAAUUUUGCAGUGGUAUAUCCAUUAGUAUUGAGAUUCAACAAGGUAUGGAACUUGGCAAUUAAUUUAUUUCACAUUUGUACUGUACUAUGGAAACAUUUAGAUUAGUACUGAAUAUCCCUUCAGAAA